GCGGACAAACAAACUCACUCCGCAAACCAAACACCACCCCACAAUGCCUCACCCUCCAACCAUCACCCCAGGCCGCCUCCUCCUCACCCUCAUCAGCCUAUUCUGCAUCAUCGGCCCCCUCAAAGCAGACUUCAACCACACCCACAUCCACAACCCCGCCUGGCCCCCUCACGCCAAGUUCCACAACGGCCAAACCAUGUCGCUCGGCGUGCUCCUCGGCGCUCUCACGCUCUACUACACCUGGCGCACCCCCUAUCUCACCCCGACGUUCUCUGUCGCUACUACCGUCUCCGCUGCCGUCGCUACGCGCAAGGACUCAAUCACUACGGCUGCGCUGCUGGGCUCGCUGUAUUGGGUUGCGGGAGUGAGCGCGAUCUGGUAUCCGGGCACGGCGUGGGUGGAUCCAGAGUUUAGGGGGCAGUGGGGCGGGAGGGAGGAUCCGCAGAAGAGGGUGUUUACGGGGUUGGCGGUGGGAUGUGUGGUUGCGUGGGGGCUGGAACGGUGGAGUCUGGCGGCUUGGGAGGGGAGGGUGAAGAGGGAGUAAGAUGGGGAAGACAGAAGGGGGCUUUGGCUGUGGCUCUGACGGAUGAGGUUUGAUAGUAGUGUUUUUUAGAGUUCUGGGUGACGCUUCGGGUGCUUCCCAUGGGCAAAGUGAGGCAGAGGGUCACGGUCUGCGCACGUCUACGUGAUGCGUGGGGACGAGAGGUUGAAAAUUAUACUUAUUUUAUAACUUUUGAUCCCACAACUCAGGUUUUGUAGCUCAGAAAGCAAACAUAGCCCAGUGGAAAACUAGAU
Messenger RNA from Mytilinidion resinicola, 795 nucleotides. RefSeq lists its product as uncharacterized. NCBI's taxonomy places the organism in Eukaryota, Fungi, Ascomycota, Dothideomycetes, Mytilinidiales, Mytilinidiaceae. The record is from RefSeq and is a predicted model, not a curated record. The transcript is spliced from 2 exons. The coding region runs from base 44 to 544 and encodes 166 amino acids.